AUACCAUCAAUGGAUUCGCCUUCCACCCGUGUCUGCCGCUAGCUGCCACGUCAUCAGGCCACCGCAGGUUCCUCCUGCCGCCGCCCCUCACACCUGCCAGCCCACCUGACACCAGCAACCGUUCACCUGAAGCACCUGCCAUUUCACCUGAAGUGGGGCAUGCCUCUCCUGGGUUUGCAGUGCCAGGUGUUCACAGCACACCGGUUCGGCUCGACA
This is a messenger RNA of Closterium sp. Naga37s-1, 216 nucleotides long. The record is from the annotation of a GenBank genome assembly. NCBI's taxonomy places the organism in Eukaryota, Viridiplantae, Streptophyta, Zygnematophyceae, Desmidiales, Closteriaceae.